CCUGACAGGAGCUAUAUAAGGCGGAACAAGGCAGGCAAGGGGGGCAGCGCAGCCGAGCGGAGCCCAGGAGAGGAGACAGAGAGAGAAAGAGCCUGAGCGAGAGACGGGGAAGCAAGGAGGAAGCCACCGGUGCGUCGGGACAGGAACGCAGGUGUUCGGAGCGCCCGAGCUGGAGCUCCGCAGCCGCUAGUCAUGUAUCGCUCCACCAAGGGCGCCUCCAAGGCGCGCCGCGACCAGAUCAACGCUGAGAUCCGGAAUCUCAAGGAGCUGCUGCCGCUGGCCGAAGCGGACAAGGUCCGGCUGUCCUACCUGCACAUUAUGAGUCUUGCCUGCAUCUACACUCGCAAGGGCGUCUUCUUCGCUGGAGGCACUCCUCUGGCGGGCCCCACAGGGCUUCUCUCAGCUCAAGAGCUUGAAGACAUAGUGGCAGCACUACCUGGAUUCCUGCUUGUGUUCACGGCGGAGGGGAAGCUGCUAUAUCUCUCUGAGAGUGUGAGCGAGCAUCUGGGCCACUCCAUGGUGGACCUGGUUGCCCAGGGUGACAGUAUCUACGACAUCAUUGAUCCAGCUGACCACCUAACUGUGCGCCAGCAACUCACCCUGCCCUCUGCUCUGGAUAAUGAUCGCCUCUUCCGCUGUCGCUUCAACACUUCCAAGUCCCUCAGGCGCCAGAGUGCAGGCAACAAACUGGUGCUUAUUCGAGGCCGAUUCCACGCUCACCCACCUGGGGCCUACUGGGCAGGAAAUCCUGUGUUCACAGCUUUCUGUGCUCCACUGGAGACAAGACCCCGCCCUGGCCCUGGCCCUGGCCCUGGUCCUGGCCCUGCCUCACUUUUCUUGGCCAUGUUCCAGAGCCAUCACGCUAAGGACCUGGCCCUGUUGGACAUCUCAGAGAGUGUCCUAAUCUACCUGGGCUUUGAGCGCAGUGAACUGCUCUGUAAAUCAUGGUAUGGACUGCUGCACCCUGAGGACUUGGGCCACGCUUCUGCUCAACACUACCGCCUGUUGGCUGAGAGUGGAGAUAUUCAAGCAGAGAUGGUGGUGAGACUGCUGGCCAAGCCUGGAGGCUGGGCAUGGAUUUAUUGCCUUUUAUAUUCAGAAGGUCCGGAGGGUCCCAUUACUGCCAAUAACUACCCAAUCAGUGACACGGAAGCCUGGAGCCUCCGCCAGCAGUUAAACUCUGAAGAAACCCAGGCAGCCUAUGUCCUGGGCACCCCGACCAUGCUGCCCUCAUUCCCGGAGAGCAUCCUCUCGCAGGAGCAAUGCUCUGGCCCUAAUCCACUCUUCACCAUGGGGCCUCCCCGAAGCACCAAUUUCCCCAGUGCUCCUGAGCUGGGUGCUGUCUCAACACCAGAAGAGCUUCCCCGACCCCCCAAAGAGCUUGGCUUCAGUUACCUGACAUUUCCAUCUGGCCCUGAGCCUUCUCUUCAAGCAGACCUGAGCAAGGAUCUUGUGUGCACCCCACCCUACACGCCCCACCAGCCGGGAGGCUGUGCUUUCCUCUUCAGCCUCCAUGAGCCCUUCCAGACCCACUUGCCCACUCCAUCCAGCUCUCUCCAAGAACAGCUGACUCCGAGCACUGUGACCUUCUCUGAUCAAUUGACGCCCAGCAGUGCAACUUUCCCAGAUCCACUGACUAGCCCACUACAAGGCCAACUGACUGAAACCUCAGCCAGAAGCUAUGAAGAUCCUUGCACCUCCACUUUCCCAGAUCAGCUGCUUCCCACCACUGCCAACUUCCCAGAGCGUCUGAACAGCCCUACCCAUGAGCAGGUGACUUCUCCAAGCACAGCAUUCCAAGCACACCUGAACAGCCCCAGCCAAACUUUCCCAGAGCAACUGAGCCCUAAUCCCACCAAGACUUACUUCGCCCAGGAGGGAUGCAGUUUUCUCUAUGAGAAGUUGCCCCCAAGUCCUAGCAGCCCUGGUAAUGGGGACUGCACACUCCUGGCCCUAGCCCAGCUCCGGGGCCCCCUCUCUGUGGAUGUCCCCCUGGUGCCCGAAGGCCUGCUUACACCUGAGGCCUCUCCAGUCAAGCAGAGCUUCUUCCACUAUUCAGAGAAGGAGCAGAAUGAGAUAGACCGUCUUAUCCAGCAGAUCAGCCAGUUGGCUCAGGGCAUGGACAGGCCCUUCUCAGCAGAGGCUGGCACUGGUGGGCUAGAGCCACUUGGCGGGCUGGAGCCCCUGGACCCUAACCUUUCCCUGGCAGGAGCUGGCCCCCCUGUGCUCAGCCUGGACCUAAAACCCUGGAAAUGCCAGGACCUGGAUUUCCUGACUGACCCUGAUAUAUUCCUGGAAGAGACGCCCGUGGAAGACAUCUUCAUGGAUCUCUCUACCCCAGACCCCAAUGGGGAAUGGAGUUCAGAGGAUCCUGAGGCAGCAGUCCCAGGAGGGGCCCCAUCACCUCGCAACAACCUGUCCCCAGAAGAUAGCAGCUUCCUGGAGGACCUGGCCACAUAUGAAACCGCCUUUGAGACAGGUGUCUCAGCAUUCCCCUACGAUGGGUUUACUGAUGAGUUGCAUCAACUCCAGAGCCAAGUUCAAGACAGCUUCCAUGAAGGUAAGUUGAGCCAAAAUGUUCAAGAACUCAAGUUCCUCUCUUGCCAAUGAGAUGCUGGGUGGAGUUAGAUGAGUAAACUGCCCUCUCUGUUCCUCAGUUUCACUAAUAGGAUAAGAUCACCUGCUGUGUAGGAUUGCGGUUAGGAUAAGAACUAAUGAAAACAAUAUGGAUGUUCUGGACAAGUAGGCCUGGGGGGCAGAGAUUAGGGGUGUGGGAUAAGAUGCAAGAGAAUCUUGGGUAACGGUUUGUGCUUCUUAACUCUACGAGGGACCUAGAUCAGCCAUCCCACCCCAUUUUACAGAUGAAGACAGUCAAGAUCCCGAAGUUAAAGAAACUCCCCUGAGGUUGCACAACAAACUGAUGGAAGCGGGUUUAGAGCUCUAUCUCAGUAUUCUUUGUCCCCCAAAGGGAAUACAGAGUGAGAGCUUAUAGGAAUUUGGGAAAGAGAGUGGGACUCAGCCCCUGGCCCCGACAGAGUGUCCCUGCUAUGGCUCCAUCCUUUCCAAAACCACAGACAUAAUUUCACUCCAUUCAUCCAAACUACUCCCGUAUCUUCUGAGCCUCUGGUGAUCAUUCAGUCAUUGGACCAGCGUACUGGAAGCCCAUACUAUGUGCCAACAGUGCACCACAUCCUCAGCCUGUCUUUCCUAAUAGGCCUAACUGACUGUUGUCUCUCUCUCUCUCUCUCUCUCUGCAGAUGGAAGUGGAGGGGAACCAACGUUUUGAAUAAGUCUGUGACUUAACGUCGUCAAGUAUGGCAUAUUGUCAUCAAGACAUGGAGCCGCUCUCCACCCCCCCGGGAUUGUUGGGGGGAUUCUGGGGGCCAGAGGGGGAUAGAUCCGAUUCCCCAGGCCCUGCAGGAUUUGGGGGGGGGGAGGUGGGAGGGCAAGGGAGGGGAGCUUCUUUUUAAAAUUUAGAGACAUCAAGCAAUCCCAGUUUCCAUUUCAAUCUGUAUUCACUCGUAGUGAGUUUCCUUGAAUGGGAUUUCAAGCGGAGAAUGGGGGAGUCUCACUUCCCCCGCCCCGCGCUGCCCCAUGGGCCUGGGCCAGUUCUCCACUCCUGGGGGCCAAGCCACCCCUGGGCCUUGGUGGGGGAAAGGCAGUGCCCACCUGGGCCAGCCUGUGCCCUGAGGGGCUCUUGACACCCACGUAGAAUUCUCUACACACCAGUAACGGGAUUUCAAUUCCGAUGGACUCUGCCGCCCUGGCGGCCCUUCUUGUGACUUUUGCGCCCCGCGCCUGGGGUGGGGGGCGCGAAGAGACGCUACGUUCCUUUCCGAUGGAGGAAGGCAGACCUGCCGCCGUCACACGUGUGCUUGCACGAGUGCGUGUACCUGGUGCGGGACUCACCCGGCUGCCCAACUGCCUGGGACUACCCAGGUGGUCACCUCGUGGUGCUGCGGUGACUUUGUAGCCAACUUUAUAAUAAAGUCCAGUUUGCCUUUUUGGUA
This is a messenger RNA of Aethalodelphis obliquidens (Pacific white-sided dolphin), 4010 nucleotides long. RefSeq names its product neuronal PAS domain protein 4 (gene NPAS4). The record is from RefSeq and is a predicted model, not a curated record. Gene Ontology annotation, biological process: regulation of transcription by RNA polymerase II. The transcript has 7 exons. The coding region runs from base 193 to 2610 and encodes 805 amino acids. Gene Ontology annotation, molecular function: DNA-binding transcription factor activity, RNA polymerase II-specific; protein dimerization activity; RNA polymerase II transcription regulatory region sequence-specific DNA binding. NCBI's taxonomy places the organism in Eukaryota, Metazoa, Chordata, Mammalia, Artiodactyla, Delphinidae.